AGUCUAUCGCGAGCCGCACGAGACCAUAAUAUAUCGGAGGUAGCAACGCACUGUUGAACGCGGUGCUUCUAGCUGUUCCCCAUGGGCGCAGGCGCGUCCGCGGGCAGCAAUGGGCAGCUCCUGCCGCCCAACAAGAACCCCGCAGCCAUCCCAAUUUUCACUGGGCUGAAGGCGCUACAAGCUAAACUUGUUGAGGAGGGCUCGUGGACGGAAGGCGACCGCGAGGAGAUCGAAGGUUUGCUAGCAAAGGCUAGAAUUUUCUACGACAGUCAGAUCGAGGGUGCCAAGCGCGUGCAGCCGCAACUCGAGGCGAAGCUGGCGCAGGCGAAGGAUGACUUCUGCGCGAUGUACGGCAUGGUCUUCAAGAUGGUCCAGCAGGAUGCGGCCUAUUCGCGGGCGAUGGAGGCCGCCGACCGCCUCGAGGCGGCCAUCGCUGAGCGCGGGCCUCGGACGCGCCAGGUCGUGAACCAAAUCGACGUGCUAUACGAGACGUCGGCACUCAAGCAGAAACCACCGUUCGACGAAAUGGUCCAUCGCCUCGGCGAGGACACGAAGGCAAUCGAUAUCAAGGUCGCGCCACUGAAGAGCUUGGAGCGCGCGUUCGAAAAAACGGCGAUGAAGAAGGCAGACGAUAAUCGCUUCGACUCAGACCGGCUGCUUGACUUGGUCCGGGGCAUGCUCGUCUUCCAGACGAUGGAGGGCGUCGCGGCCGCGCUCGAGGCGCUCGAGAACUCCAAAGAGUUUGGGUGGACGGUGGUCCGGAUCAAGAACCGCAUGCGCAAACCUACGGGCGGCGGCUGGGCGGACGUCCUGCUCAACCUCACAAAAAACGACGACAAUCAUAAGUUCAUCUGCGAGCUGCAGCUCGUCCACAAGAAGAUGCUGGUCACGCGCGAGGAGCUCGGCGGCCACGACGCCUACGACGACUUCCGGACCGCCGGAGAGUUCCUCGAGCUCGUGCAGGAAAAGACCGAAGCGGGCGUGGCCGCGGACCUCGAGCGACAGCUCGCCGAGGCCAGGAAGAAUCGCGACGGGAAGAAGUGCAAAGAGCUCAAGGGGCUCAUCGAAAAAGUCAAAGCCUUGGACGCAGAAAUAAAAAGGCUCACCGCCGCGGAAACUGCUGCCUUCGACGACGACGACUUCGACGAGGGCGAUAGGCUUCACGGCGAGCUCGAAGCCCGAAAGGCCGAACUAGUGGAGUUGACCGCCAAGGCGGCCGGCGGGGACGCCGUCGACGCGCCAGUGGUGGAGAAGGUGAGCGUCAAGGCCAAGCCAUCGGCCCAAACACAGUUUGAUGGCGGAUGGCAGACGAGCGCCGGCACGUAUAAAAUUUUCGCGAGCGGCGGUACGAUCACGGCCGAGGGAAACCCCCAGCCAUGGUACCCUGGCACCUAUGAGUGCUGGGGCCCUGCGGUCAAAGCGACGUGGAAGCAUGGCGCAGUAUCCAAUGGCACGAUUGCGACCGAUGGGACGAUCAGUUGGACUGGGGCUACCUCCAGCACCUGGAAGCGCUCAGAUGCGAGCGCCCAUUUCUCCGGCGUGAACACCGAGACCUCGCAGGACUCCAAGGAGGCAAAGUCGCCGGCGGCGUGGUACUCGGAGGGCCUGGCGCUGGGAAGGAACGGGGAGAAGAAGUGGCCCGAGGCCAUCAAAGCGUUUCAGAACUGCGUCGCGCUGGACGCGAACCAUAGCAAGGCGUGGUUCUGGCUCGGGCAAUCGUACUACUUGCAGAACGGGUCGAAAAACUGCGAGGCCUCGUACGAGCCGUACACGCGGUGCAUCGCGCUCGACCCGAAGAACGCGCUGGCGCACGGCAACCUCGGCAGCGUGUUGCAGUACGCGCGCAAGGACUACGACGGUGCAGAGAGGCAUUACAGGAAGGCGAUCGAGCUCGAGCCGAAGGCGUAUGCGUGCUGGAACUUGAGUCUUAUCCUCGAAAACCAGAAGAACGACAUCCCCGGCGCCAUCAAGCUCGUGGAAGAGUGCGUCCGCCUCGGCCGGGCGAAUUGCGAGCAGCGCCUCGCAAAACUCCGAGCCAAACUAUGAAAUAAGACUAAUGUGAAUUU
Molecule: messenger RNA, 2066 nt
Organism: Pelagomonas calceolata
Lineage: Eukaryota; Pelagophyceae; Pelagomonadales; Pelagomonadaceae
Source: the annotation of a GenBank genome assembly